This is a messenger RNA of Folsomia candida, 1568 nucleotides long. RefSeq lists its product as uncharacterized. The transcript is spliced from 4 exons. NCBI's taxonomy places the organism in Eukaryota, Metazoa, Arthropoda, Collembola, Entomobryomorpha, Isotomidae. The coding region runs from base 154 to 549 and encodes 131 amino acids. The record is from RefSeq and is a predicted model, not a curated record.
UGUUUCUUUUCAUUCACAUUUUUGGUCUUGUCGGGGCCGGCGAUAAAAUUCAUUCACUUAUAAAUUUCCGAUACCGGAUAAAAAAUAAAAUUCUGAAAGUCUCUAUUCUGCUAAAAUCCUUCAUUUGUUCCAAAAGACGUAUAAAUAGAGUUUAUGCAAAAUAAUAUCAGAAUGGCGAGGAUGCCAGUGUAUUACGGAGUUUUUGCACUGAUUUGUGCAUUUCUUACCCCAGUGAUUUCCCAUCCGGUGAAAACAGGAGCAUUGCUGACCGACACAACUUUUAAAAUCGUUCAUAAUCCUCCUCAACAAGAACACGCAUCUCUUAACCCAGUAAUUCAGAGACAAAAUGAGGAUCAAAUCGUCGAAGAAGCAGUUCCUCGACCAGGAAGGCAAUCACAAUCUUCAAAAGUCAAGGGGGUCCCCCUACUCAACGGAAACAGUCUUGCUUUCCCCCAUAAAGGAAACAUUCUCAUUAAGACGCCACACGACGUCUCCAUCGACUUGUCUCGUACUGGUGAUUCUUACGUGUCCAUUCCGAAUGGCCCCUAAGGGGUCGCUUCUGAACUUAUGACGUCUUUUAGCAGCAUGAAAUACGUAAUAUUAUCUUGUAUGUGCAAAUAGUGUGAAAAUUCUGGUAUUAAAACAAUCCGAGUUAACUUAGGCGAGAUAAAGUUAAUGUAGAAUAAAAUUCGUUUUAAUUAAAAUUAUUUUAACUUGCCCGAAACAAAAAACCCUUCAAAAAAAUUAUGAAAUCUAACUUUCAAUUCAUAAUAUUCAUACAUCUUCAAAAGCCAGUAUGGAUCACUAAUGCUUUACAGUUUUUAUUUAUUUCCAAAAAAAAACUUCUUGUAUUCCUUCACAAUCAAGGUAUGAAUUUCUAGUGGUUCUGUUCUUACAUAAAACACUAAAUCACAACCAUUAAUUAUUUUUGAACACUCUCAAUAAAUUUAUUAAAAGUUUAUCUCGGGCGAAGGUACUAUGCGUUUCUACCGCUUAGGUAAUAACUUACCUCCUACGGGUAACAUAUGUACAGAGGCUAAAUACUGGCCAGGCCCCUUUGUCACCGCUGGGAAAUAAAAACAGGGGAUAAGUUGUUACUUCUCGUUGAUAAACUGUUACUAAAAUGUUACCACGCGGUAGUGACGCAUAUUACCUCCGCCGGAGAUAAACUUUUAAUAAAUUUAUUGAGAGUGAAGAAUAUAAAAUUAAUUUGCAGCAGAAAAUAACUUUUGCACGUGAAAAAAGUUGGUUGAUUUUUUAAUUUUUUAAUUGUGGGGGUGGAUUUUAUUAACUCUGGUACAUAAGACCAGGUUCGGCCUAGUAAAUUAAAGCCAUCACUUACGUAGUCCAUAAGCUUCCCGUGUUGCUUUUCAUGCCAUGCGACAUGAAAAUAAGAAUGACAUUUUUAACUUAAUUUAUGUAUGGAUACAGAUAUUUAAUUAAAAUAAGGAAUUGUACACUUAUUUAAACGUAUUUAUGUAAAGUAUGUAUCAGUGCUGUAGUGGGUUGAAAAGCCCAGCAGUAUGCAUAUUGUCCCCUAAAAAAUAAAAAAAGUUCUAUCUCCUCGA